AUGCAGAAUCAAACCUCAGUCACAGAAUUUAUCCUUCUGGGAGUGACUGCUAUCCACUCACUGGAGCCUUUGCUCUUCGUGCUUUUCCUGGUCAUCUACUUUGUCAAUGUGACUGGGAACGGAGCCAUCUUGUUGAUUAUCAUCUCUGAUCCUAAACUCCAUUCACCAAUGUAUUUCUUCCUGGGAAACCUCUCAUGCCUGGAUAUCUGCUAUUCCACAGUGACACUGCCAAAAAUGCUGGAGAACUUACUCUCUACACACAAAGCAAUUUCUUUCUAUGGAUGUAUAAUUCAACUGCAUUUCUUCCAUUUCUUUGGGAGCACAGAGGCCAUGUUAUUGGCUUUGAUGGCUUUGGACCGCUUCGUGGCCAUCUGCAAACCACUUCAUUACACUGUUAUUAUGAAUCAUCAGCAGUGUACACAGAUGGCUGUCACGAUCUGGACUCUUGGUUUUUUCCAUGCCCUGCUGCAUGCCAUAAUGACUUCUCGUUUGAACUUCUGUGGUUCUAAUCAUAUCCACCAUUUCUAUUGUGACAUUAAGCCAUUGCUGGAUCUGGCCUGUGGGAACACUGAACUCAACGAGUGGCUGCUCAAUAUUGUCACAGGGACGAUUGCCAUGGGCCCAUUCUUUCUAACACUGCUCUCUUAUUUCUACAUUAUCACCUAUCUCUUCUACAAGACCCAUUCCUGCAGCAUGCUUCAAAAGGCACUGUCUACUUGUGCAUCACAUUUUAUGGUGGUUAUUCUUUUUUAUGCCCCUGUUCUCUUCACUUACACUCGUCCAACUUCAGGAAGUUCCAUGGACCAGGACCGGAUUGUUGCUAUCAUGUAUACUGUGGUCACUCCUGUUCUAAAUCCAUUGAUCUAUACUUUGAGGAACAAGGAGGUAAAAGGGGCAUUGAGUAGGGUAAUCAGGAAAGGAAUCAGACUUAAAAAAAUCUAGAAAACCUUCUGAGAC
Talpa occidentalis (Iberian mole) is the source of this 957-nucleotide messenger RNA. RefSeq names its product olfactory receptor 12D2-like. Gene Ontology annotation, molecular function: G protein-coupled receptor activity; olfactory receptor activity. The transcript has a single exon. Lineage: Eukaryota; Metazoa; Chordata; Mammalia; Eulipotyphla; Talpidae. The record is from RefSeq and is a predicted model, not a curated record. Gene Ontology annotation, biological process: G protein-coupled receptor signaling pathway. Gene Ontology annotation, cellular component: membrane. Bases 1 to 942 code for a protein of 313 amino acids.